Messenger RNA from Aphanomyces astaci, 1189 nucleotides. RefSeq lists its product as hypothetical. NCBI's taxonomy places the organism in Eukaryota, Oomycota, Saprolegniomycetes, Saprolegniales, Verrucalvaceae. The coding region runs from base 16 to 1137 and encodes 373 amino acids. The transcript has a single exon. The record is from RefSeq and is a predicted model, not a curated record.
CGACAUUAUUGUAUCAUGAGCCGACAUCAUCAACCCACGCACGCGUUCCUACUCGACGCCAUCCACCACGCCGCUCCGACCUCAUGCCUAACCUUGCUCGUCGGUACUCUCAUAUCCAGCGCUCGGUCGCGCCAACUCAAACUGCCGCCUGCGAUCGUUGUCGCUGCGGGGGUCGGCUGCGGCGUGUUUCGAUUCCUCCAUCGACUCGAGCAUCGCCGCCUGGCUGCGAUCAUGGGGUCCAUGGCGUUCUUUCGUCUGUGCAGUUACAACCACAAGCACAUCGUGUUGUCGUACGCGGCCGUCGAAGCCAUCUCCACGUACUACCUCACGCACUUCACCCGCCAGUACUGGCUCGAGAAAGCCACGGGCGUCCUCGUCACGUCGCGACUCAUGUACACGUUUCUGUUCCAUUCCGACUGGCUUCUUCCGUCGCAGCUCCGCAUGCUGGACUUCCAGUCCGGCUUGUCCCCCGCCCGCCGCGCAUCCCUCCGAGCCAACCUCCACGACACGACCGUCACUCGAUGUGCGAUGCUGCAUCCACACACGUCGUCCUGUGGCGCCUUCGCCAUGCAAUCAGCUGGUCGUCUAGCAUUGCGCAGCGUGCAAAUCUUUGUGCCGCUGCACUUGCUGUCUAUGCUGGCAUCGCUCGCCGGGCCAAAGAAGCGCCGCCCCAACUUGUCCACGGUGGCCUCGGGCUUGUUGCGAUCGGUGAUGUUUUUGACCACCAACUACCUGUUUCCGUACAUGUUGUCGUGCCAGCUGCCCCAAACGCAUCACAAAGUGAUGCUAGGAAUGGCGACGUUGGCGCCGUCGUUGGCGCAGCGGUUUGAGUCUGGCAAACGCCGACAGGCCAUUCUGAAAGCGGUUACUUGCUACAGCCUCAUUACCGUCGUGUAUCAAGUGAAACAUAGUGCUAUCCAAAAAGAAGGACGACACAAGCUGCUGGCGUUGUGGGGCCGCCGGCAAGAGUAUGCCAUGUGGACGAUCUUGUAUGCUGGCUUGAUGGUGUACUUGCUACAGCGACCGAUGCACACCCAUAACCAGUGGCUCGUACAAUACCUUGGUCUGACAACCGUACAAGGGAAGCCGUCCCAACGCCAAGCCCCGACACUUCUGCUGAUGAGCAUUUGCGGCUAGAACAUUGAAGUAGCCAGGCCAAUACGGUACUUGAAACGUUUUCCAGGUGAAG